GCUGCUGAGGAGUCGGAUGCUACAAAAACUUGCCAGCGGAGAGAUGUGAUCAGAUGAACAAAGAAAAAGAAAGACACUGCCAAGAGGAGAAACGAUAGCGGUUUGGCAUCAAAUACUAGGGUAUUUAUUUUGGGAAGAAUUACAUCAUUGUGUGUAAGGCAUAAGGCACAAUAUGAGUCUGUGAAUCCUGCAGAAUUACAAGAGCAGCAAUGGCUGAGUUGGAGAUUGACAAAUCUAACCUCCCCCGCGUCCUUGAUGUGUGCCACAGCUUUGCUGUGCUUGAAGAUGGAGCAUUGGCCCAUAAUUUACAGGAGCAAGAGAUUGAGCACUUCUACAACUCCAACGUCCAGAAGAACCAGCUGGUGCAGCAUGACGUGCGCAUCGCCAGGAGACUGCAGCAUGAGGAGGAGGAGAGAGGCCAUCCCAACCCCAAUCCCAAACCCAUUCCCACCGCCAUUCCUAUAGCCAUUAAACCCCGUAGAAGGGAGGAGCAGGACUUUGAGUAUGCCACAAGGGUCCAGGAGGAGAUCCUGAGACAGGCUGAGGAGACCCGCAGGAGAGAGGAGGAGGACGAGGAAAUGGCCAAGCGGUUGCAGGAAGAGGAGGCGCUUGAGAUCAGGAGGCAGAGAGCGGAGGCCGGGUGCCUGGAGGACGCUCCACUCAGCGAAGGUCUGAUCUCACUGCAGCUGGAGGUGCUGAGGCAGGUGCAGAGGGAUGCGGAGCUGGCCAGGAGACUGCAGGAGGAGGACACAGAGGAGGUGGAGGAGGAGGAGGAGGAGGAGGAGCGGGACAGAGACACACAGAGGAGGGGCUCGCAGCCACCCGACUCUCCCCAGACAGAAGGGCCGGACAUCAACUUCAGGGCAGCACAGGUGGCCCAGGACGAGGAGAUAGCCCACUACAUGCAGCGGCACCAGAGGAAGGGGCACAGGAGGCCCCGGGACCCCAGCGACAGGCAGUCCAGGAGCCUGGAGCUCAGCUCUGAGGACAGAGAGACGCCCGACAGAAAGGUGGUGCCACUGCAGUUGCCAAGGGAACGGCUGAACUCUCAGGGGCUGCACUCUCCCGGAGAAGAGGGCUCACCUGAACACCAGACAAGCAUACCAUGCUACACCAUGCUGCAAACACAGCCAAUCCGCAACAUUGCAGAGGAACUGGACCCAACCUUUCAGGCCAGAAAGAGGGACAGUCAACUGAUGGCCAAUGCUGCCUCCCCAGAUAUUUUCCUGGUGAAUCGCACGCCCCAUUCUGUGUACUAUGACUACCUGCCCGAGCCUGCGUUCAUCCCGCCGACCAAGCGCCAAAGCGACAAGUCGGGAGGACGGCACAAAGCCAAAGACAAGAGGGAAAACUGUAAGCAGCAGUGAACGGACAGGGCAAUACCACGGCUUACUACUACAUGGUGAAGUGUGGACCGUAUCUCUGGGAAUUACACCUGCCUGUCCUGGGUCAACAUAUAGUAUUUUAAGCACAUGUUACAUAAGAUAUAAGACGCAUAAGAACUUGGGGUUGGGUGGUGCUGUGUACAGGAACACAUACAGUAUUUACCCAAUUUAAGGAAAAUACAAAUGUGUUCGUAUUUGCUUGGCUCAUUUCACUGGUCCAUUCGUGACUAAUUUAUACUGGAGACUAAGAGGAUUAUGUGUGGUGUACUGUUUCCUCAGAGCGUUCUUUUUGUUCCGUGGUCAAAAUUCAGCAGAGGUCUCUAAACCCAGGUAAUCUCAGUAUUAAUGGAAGCUGGGGAUUUCUAAACUAACAAACAAUAUCUCAAAGGCGCUUCAAAGAGGAUUGAGAUUUUUUGGUUAGAGGAUUCAAAGGAGGGCACAUUGUAAGGGCUGGCUUGCAGGCAGUGGCGUAAGAAUUGCACACAAGGCUCCAGAGCAGUAGCCAGGCUGUGCCUUCCUAGUGACGCAACACCUUCAAUGUUGCUUCUAGUCAGGUCAAGAGCAAUGCAAGUACUUUCUGAGCUCCCGAAAAAUCGGGAACUUCUCCCACUUUGUCGGGAAGCAAACAACCAUUAGCAAACCAAGAGAGGUGGGUCAGUCAUGUCGUUUGGGGAAAUGUUUAUUGUUAUGCUCUUGGUCAGACCAAGUCUCGAAGAGAUUUGAAAGUCGAUGAUAAUCAGGCUACCAGAGCAGGACACUGAUGGGGCCCCCCAUACAGCCUGUCAAGGUCACAAUAGGGUCCCCACCACCAAAACAGGCGGGCCCUGGGCCCCGGAAAAACAAAUGCCCUGCCCACUUAUAGUGCCGCCCCGGGACGCAGGAAAUGCAGCUGGUUUACAGCCCUUGCCAAUCAGUGAAGCUGGGAGUCAAUCAUUUUUUUGAGAAUGUUACAUUGUAGACUCUCAGUAACAAGAUCCAGUAUUAGUGUCUGUGUUACAUUUCCAUCUUAAAAUAUUUUGAGUUACUCUACAUUCAAAGGGACACGCUUCAUGAAUUGCAUACAAAGUGUAUUUAAGGAACAUUAACUUCAUUCAUACCUUCAUAUCUGUCAUACAUAUCAAAAGGAGUUUCUUAUAGAUGAUUGUUAUAUAUUAGCUCUGAUACACAAAAUCUUCUUUUUUACUUCUAUUUUAUUUCUUUUAUCAGUGAUAUGCUAUGCACUGAAGAUAUGUUUCAGUCAAAAGUGUUUAUGUUGUUUUGUGUUUGAGUUAUACGAAACCUGUACCCUGAAAAGUAGGGUAAGCAACAAUACCUUUUAAAAUAUUUUUUUGAUGGUUAUUGUACUGAUACAAUCAUUAUCCUUACUAAUCAUCGUUGCCAUUUUCACAUUGAUCUAAAACAAUGCUUACAUUUUCUUUGUAAUCAUAUUGUAUCAUGUACAGGUCUCUGUUUUUAUUAUUUUGUGUUAUGUGUAGUAAAUUAUAAAAGGCACUUAAAUAUGUUUUUGAAAGCAGGAUAGGUUGCCAAUACCUCAACGUGUUGGAUAAACAACUCUUCAGAGAGCACAUUUGGUACGUCUGUUUGCUGUGUAAAUCUUAAUAAGUAUACUGAAAUUAAGGAUGGCUUGUGUAUUUCUUAACGUGACAGAAUGGAGAGAGUGCAUGAGAAAUUUGAUGGACCUUCUCAAGCAAUAUCUCUUUUGCCUACCUGCAUCAUGUAUUUGUUUACGCCAAGUUGCAUCUCAUAUAUGCUCAGUACAAUUGAAAUAAAGUCAGUCAUGACACA
This is a messenger RNA of Engraulis encrasicolus (European anchovy), 3170 nucleotides long. It is a transcript of the gene ccdc50b, whose product is annotated as coiled-coil domain containing 50b. The record is from RefSeq and is a predicted model, not a curated record. Lineage: Eukaryota; Metazoa; Chordata; Actinopteri; Clupeiformes; Engraulidae. Bases 210 to 1367 code for a protein of 385 amino acids. The transcript is spliced from 12 exons.